Molecule: messenger RNA, 2208 nt
Organism: Perkinsus marinus ATCC 50983
Lineage: Eukaryota; Perkinsozoa; Perkinsida; Perkinsidae
Product: Long-chain-fatty-acid--CoA ligase, putative
Exons: 9
Coding region: 49-2142 (697 amino acids)
Biological process (GO): fatty acid metabolic process
Cellular component (GO): membrane; endoplasmic reticulum
Molecular function (GO): long-chain fatty acid-CoA ligase activity
Source: RefSeq, a predicted model, not a curated record
GUCUCGAGAUGCGUGAUGGUCCUCAGUUAUUGAACUUCCUAUAAAAAUAUGGGAAACUCAGUUUCUGUGUCUCCACCAUCACCCUACGCGUACGAGGUUCCCGACUCGGCUAUUCCGGGUAAGAGCGGACCAAUCUACAGAAAUGUAGAUGCCGCUGAGGGUAACCUCAGUGUCAUUGACGGUGACGAGUCGUUGGAUUCCAGCUUCGCCAUUUUCCGCAAGGCCGCUGAGAAGUAUGCCGAUCAGCCCUGCCACGGGACUCGUCCUAGAUUGGAUGAUGGUUCGGUUGGCCCUUACGAAUGGCAGACUUAUAAAGAGGUUUAUGAUCGAAUACUCAAUUUCGGUAGAGGAUUGGAGCAUCUCAAUCUACUAUCCAAAUCUGGGGAUGGCUCGAUGAGAGUAAUCGGUAUCUACAUGAAGAACAGAUCCGAAUGGAUCAUCGCUGAGCAAGGAGCAUUCACUAGGAGGGCUACGACGGUACCCCUUUAUGAUACCCUCGGCGAGGAUGUCGUCGACUACAUCGUGAAUCAAGUGGUACUGGAGACAGUAGUCUGUACCGCCUCGCAGAUCCCUCGCCUUGUGGCUUGCAAGGCUGAGUGCCCCUCUCUGACCAACAUCAUCUGUGUCGAUCCUGAGGCAUGCUCAGAAUCAGUGACUACUGCUAUGACCGAGGCCGGGCUAAAGUUGCAUAGCUUCAUUGAUGUCGAGAACACAGGAAGCAAAUUUGAUGAUGAACCCCUAGAGGGUGAUCCCACCGAUAUCGCUACCUUUUGUUAUACCAGUGGUACCACUGGUGAUCCCAAAGGUGCCCUGAACUCUCAUGGCAAUAUAGUGGCCAAUGUGAGUUCUUUCAUAGUCUUUUUGGGUACUAAGACUCCCAUCAUGGAUAUAAGAGGCUCUCAACAAUACUAUCUCAGCUACUUGCCGCUGCCACACAUUAUGGAGAGGUUGAUCAGUAUAAGUCUAGUUCAUCUUGGAGUUGCGGUUGGCUUUUAUCAAGGAGAGCCUUUGAAGAUUAUGGAGGAUAUCGCUGCGCUCAGACCGACCAUUUUCGUGUCGGUGCCAAGGUUGCUGAAUCGUCUUUACGACAAGAUCACACUCGGUGCUCGUGCUGCUGGUGGAAUCAAGUCCUAUCUUUUCGAGCAUGCAAUGGCUGCUAAGAAAGCUAGAUUAGAACAAGGGAUAUUGAAGCAUCCUCUAUGGGACAAAUUGGUCUUCGAUAAGAUUAAGGCGAGGAUAGGUUUGGACAGAGUUCAGUUGGUUGCCAGUGGGAGUGCUCCUCUUGCUACUCAUGUUAUGGACUUUUUAAGGGUAUUUUUUGGCUGCGCUGUGGCCGAGGGUUAUGGACAAACAGAGUGCACCUGCCUUGCUACCUAUUCGCAUCCUCACGACUUCACUACGGGUCAUGUUGGACAACCAGUUUGCUGUAUGGAUAUCAAGCUUUUUGAUGUGCCAGAGAUGGGGUACCUAUCUACGGACACUCAGCAUGGUAGUGGUGAUGCCGCGAUCGAAUGCAAGGGACGGGGAGAGAUCUGCUUUAGAGGUCCUUCAGUUUUCCAAGGAUACUACAAGAUGCCUGAUAAAACUGAGGAGGCCAUUGAUGAGGACGGAUGGCUUCAUAGUGGGGAUGUUGGUCUGUGGCUCACCACUGGUCGGCUGAAGAUCAUCGAUAGGAAGAAGAGCAUCUUCAAGCUGAGUCAGGGAGAGUAUGUUUCCGCCGAGCGCGUUGAGAACGUGAUCACCCAGUCUCGCUUGAUUGCUCAAGCCUUCGUUUUUGGCAACAGUUUCCACUCCUGUCUGGUCGCUGUGAUCGUUCCGGACUUCGAGAUGCUUGAAAGUAUCCCUGGCAUACAGGCAGGGAAGACUGAUCCUGCCAGCCUUUGCAAGAACGAGCAAGUUAAUAAGGCUAUUCUGGACAGUGUUCGAGAGUACUCAAUCGCAGAGAGACUCCGAGGAUUUGAAAUGGUCAAGGCAAUCCAUCUUAUUCCCGAACCUUUCACCGUCGAGAACGACCUUCUCACACCUUCGUUCAAGCUCAAACGCAACGUUGCCAGCGCCAGGUUCCAAAAAGAGGUUGAUGACAUGUACAUCGGAAUCGGUGACAAGGUUGGUGGUAAGCAGAAUCUGCGCCAGACUGAUUGACGGCAAGUCUGUUGAAGACGAUCGCGUAUUUUUGAAACAACUUUUGAAUGGGGAAUCAAGUCCCCA